AUGAAGGAUCUUGCUCGGCGCAGGGAGAAGCUACGAGUAAAAGAGGAUGAGUUACGUAAAUACCGUCUGCGAUUCCAGGAUUUCAUUUUGGAUAAAGAAGAGAAAUGUGUGAAAUCAGCCAGGAAAGCAGAGAAAGAGCGAAAUGUACUAAAUCAGAAGGAAAAAGAAUUAAUUGUCCUGCGUGAAGAGCACGGAAAGAUGAAACAGAAGAGGGCGCAGAUCCAAGCACAAAUGCAAAAAUAUAGCAAGUUCUACCAGUUCCUACAGAAAGUGGUGGAUAUGUCUGCAGAGGAGGUUGGUGAUAUCUUUUACCGUUUCCGCACCUUGGAUGACACAUUGAGUUACCAGAGCAAAGGAGUGCAAGAGGCCCAGGACACACUGCAGAAAGUGAAAGAACACUUGAAUCAAUACCUGGAAUGCAGUAAGAAUGAGAGUCUCCAACUUCGCAGACACUUGGACAAUCUACAGACACGCCUGAAACAGUCACUAAAGGAGUGUCUGGAGUGGGAGUCUCGCAGUACCCACAUCCACAGCACAGCUGCCAAGAACAACAUUCUACAGGAAACCAUAAGGAUAGCCAUUCUUAAUCUAUUCCACCGUAUCUGCCGCCAUAUUGGGGGGGUGCAGGACAUAGCAGCAAGUGAUACCAUGGAGCAGCUUCAGAUGAUACAACGCCACAUACAGGAUCUAGCUGAUAUUAGUCAAAUGGUCGUCGAGAACGGGACAGGCUCAACGCAGAAACAGCCACAGCCAGCACUGUGA
Molecule: messenger RNA, 762 nt
Organism: Pelobates fuscus (common spadefoot toad)
Lineage: Eukaryota; Metazoa; Chordata; Amphibia; Anura; Pelobatidae
Product: coiled-coil domain-containing protein 42-like
Exons: 5
Coding region: 1-762 (253 amino acids)
Source: RefSeq, a predicted model, not a curated record